Molecule: messenger RNA, 1158 nt
Organism: Botrytis fragariae
Lineage: Eukaryota; Fungi; Ascomycota; Leotiomycetes; Helotiales; Sclerotiniaceae
Product: putative set domain protein
Exons: 2
Coding region: 1-1158 (385 amino acids)
Molecular function (GO): protein binding
Source: RefSeq, a predicted model, not a curated record
AUGUACUUCUCGUCGUUCAUUGCGACAAUAUCAUUAAUAGCAUUCUCAAAUGCGAAAUCAGAUUUUCAAUUCGACAUCCUAGAUUCUCUAUCACAUGCACAAUGUUCGAGUUCAAUUCUCUCGUCUUCAUAUUCUAUAUGUCCUUCAAAUCUCGAAUUAUCGCGAAACAAACAUCACCCAAGUGAAUCCUCACAGCUCAUCUCCAUCAACAGCAAUAAAUCCAAUUCAACUUUAUCCACAUCAUCAACACCUCCACCAUGGCAAUAUCCACCCGUCUGUUCCAAUAUAACCUCGACCUCCCCUAAGACUCCUCAAUUCUGCGUCUACACAUCCACAACCUUCGCCUCAGGCCGCGGCAUCUCUCUCCUCACCACCCCAAAGAUCGCUUCCAGAAUCGCCUCUCUUCCCGCCUUCACCUCCUCACUCCCCUUCCAACCCCUCUACAACUCCUCAAACCCCGCACCUUUUGAAAUCCGCGAACUUCCCGGCAGAGGAAUGGGUGUAAUAGCCACUCGCCCCAUCAAACGCGGUACUAUCCUAUUCGCCUAUCCCACCAUCGGAAUCUAUCACAACUCUGCAUUUCCCAAAACCCACAACUCCUCCUCUUCCUCUCAAAACCACACAUCUCUCUUCUCCCUCUCCGCCACCCAACUCCCCCCCUCCACCUCAAACCUCCUUUAUUCCCUCGCAGCACACGAACCACACCGCCAGGUCCACAACGGCGAAGGCGUCAUCGGACGUCUCAACACCAAUACCUUUGGCGAAGACUUUCUCGGCCAAGAACACAGCAUCGUUGUUCCUGAAACCGCGCGAUUAAAUCACGAUUGCAGACCUAAUGCGAAUUAUUAUUUUGAUGCGAGAACGCUGAUGCAUUACACGGUUGCGGGGAGGGAGAUUGCGGUAGGGGAAGAAGUUACGAUUACUUACACCAACCCCUCAUUCCCUCUGGUUCUCGCCGCUCCGCCCUCCGUCAUUCCUGGGGUUUCCACUGCACCUGUCCCCACUGUCUCCUCCCCAACCCCCAACUCCAGCACUCCAACCAUCUCAUCCGCACCAUCCUCUCCCUCCAAUCCUCUCUCGAAUACAAUUCCUCCUCCCCUUUCCCCCCUGCAGAUUUCAUCUCUAAAUCACUCUAUCUUAUUGAAUUAUAUAGAUUAG